AAAGCCGUUAAAGGCAUUAAAAUAACGAGGGCUUUUUGCUAUAGCUUGGCAAGCACGGGAGUGCACCAUUGAUUUUUAACAUUUAACUGUCACAAAUACUGUUUAAUUAUGGUCAAAUCAUUCAAAACAUGCCAAAUGCGAUAAAUUUGCAUAAUCAAAUCCAAAUAUCUCAGCCAAAAAUGCAUUUGAAUUUCCGUUAAUUUUUCAUCUACCUCAAAUUCCCACUACCCACUACCUGCCUUUACUUUCCUUCAGUAACAAUAAAAAAUAUACCUAAACCCAAAAAAUGGGACCCAAAAAAGGCAAAGUAGAUCCGAAGGCAGCGGCGGCGGCCAAAGCGAUGAUGGCGGGGGCCCCGCCGAAGCCGAAGAAGAUCCCGCCACCGCCCGCCUGCUUCACGCCCGAAGACAUCGCGAAGUAUAAGGAAAUGUUUAAGGCGCAUGAUGAAGAUAACACGGAAAAGAUACCACUUAAGCUCAUCCCUCUAAUGCUACGAAAGCUGGGCUUCAACCCCAAAGCCGAGGAAGUGAAGGAGAUGUUCCGACUGUUCCUUGAAGACGACCUGGUCGACACGGUGGAGCUCCACGAGUGGUACUUCAUGAUCGAAGCCAAGCUCAAGUGGGGGGAUGAUAUCGAGCUGGUGGUGACCAAAGCCAUGCAGACUUUGGGGCAGGAUGAAAAAGAAACAGGGUUGUGUGACUUAGAGCUUCUUAAAACAGAGCUGUUCACCUGGGGGGAGCCGCUGAUAGAAGAAGAGUUCGUAGAUUGGGUCAAACUGGCGAUGAAAGAUAAAACUUAUGAUGUAGUGACCGGACGGAUCAAUUAUGUCAAGUUUAUUGAGAAUAUGAACGCUAAGGAUGAAAGAGCGACAAAGGAACCAAUAAACUUCUUCAAGUUGGACCAGAAGACUUUGGCCGCCAUGGCGAUGAAGAAGGCACAAGAAGAGAAGGAAGAACAGGAGAAGAAGGAAGCAGAGAAGAGAGCGAGAGAAGAAGCCAAGAGGCAGAAGAUGAUAGCAGAUGGGUUGAUACCACCCGAUUAGUUUGGUCUCAAAUGGUUUCACGGUAUAAGUAUUCAAAUUACAGGUUUUUUAAAAAUUUAUUGAAUACGUAAAAUAAAUAAAAAAUCGUAAAAUAUGAAAAAGACCAUUUGGCUUAAAAAAAAAAGAAUUGAUUUGGAAAUAAAAAUAGCAUGCUAAAAUAA
This is a messenger RNA of Cydia pomonella (codling moth), 1203 nucleotides long. RefSeq lists its product as uncharacterized. The transcript is spliced from 5 exons. Gene Ontology annotation, molecular function: calcium ion binding. NCBI's taxonomy places the organism in Eukaryota, Metazoa, Arthropoda, Insecta, Lepidoptera, Tortricidae. Bases 287 to 1042 code for a protein of 251 amino acids. Gene Ontology annotation, cellular component: myosin II complex. The record is from RefSeq and is a predicted model, not a curated record.